CGAGCUUCGAAAGGGCGGGAAAGGCGGUUGGAGAGGGAGGGGCGAGCGGUUACUCACUCCAUGGCUACGGAAAGGAGAGGCGGCGGCAGCCUCAGCUGAAGAAAAGAAGGCGGUAGAGAAGAGCGCAAGCGCGGUUUCAGACACCGACGGAUUUGCUUUGGGAGCCAGAGUAGCUGCCGCCACCAGAAUCUGGAGCCAUGAGUGGGUUUAAUUUUGGAGGCACUGGGGCCCCCACAGGUGGGUUCACAUUUGGCACUGCAAAGACGGCGACAACCACUCCUGCUACUGGGUUUUCUUUCUCUACAUCUGGCACUGGUGGGUUUAAUUUUGGGACUCCCUCCCAGCCAGCUGCAAGUACUCCUUCUACUGGCCUCUUCUCCCUCACAACCCAGGCUCCAGCAACACAAACCCCAGGAUUCAGUUUUGGAACCACAACUCCUGCCACAGGAGGAACUGGAUUCUCCUUAGGCAUCAGCACACCAAAGCUAAACUUGGGCAGCGUGGCUGCCACCCCAGCUACAGCACACCCUGGCGGCUUUGGGCUCAGCAGCAGCACCCUCACCAAUGCCAUCUCGAGCACUGUCACCUCCAGCCAGAGCACAGCACCCACCGGCUUCAUGUUUGGCUCUGCCACCACCUCUGCUGCUCCUUCCACCACACCAGGGGGAUUCUCAUUCACAGCGGGGAGCACGUCCCAGACCGGGACCUCAGGUUUUAAUAUUGGCUCAAUGGGGACUUCAACCCAGCCCACGGCACUUGCUGGAUUGCUCUUCACUCCUGCCACUCCAGCAGCCACUGGAGCGGGAGCCACACAGCCAGCUGCUCCUGCACCCACUGCUGCCACUACCAGUGCUGGGCCCACACUGUUUGCCUCUCUAGCAACUGCUCCAACCUCAUCGACCACCACUGGGCUUUCUCUUUGUACCCCAUCAACCACGGCUGGAACUCCUGGAGCUGGAACACUGGGCUUCAGCUUAAAGGCCACUGGAGCAGCUUCUACGGCCUCCACAACAACAUCCACCACCACGGCCACCACCACCACUGCAGCCACCACUGCAGCCACCACUACCACCACUGGCUUUGCCUUGAAUCUGAAGCCCCUUGCACCGGCCGGGAUCACCAGCAAUGCACCGGCUGCUGUGGCCGCACCACCUGGCCCUGGUGCAGCCACUGGGGCAUCUACCAGCCCUGUGAUGACCUACGCCCAGCUGGAGAGUCUGAUCAACAAGUGGAGUCUGGAGCUGGAGGACCAGGAACGGCACUUCCUGCAGCAGGCCACACAGGUCAAUGCCUGGGACCGCACACUGAUUGAGAAUGGGGAGAAGAUCACUACCCUCCACCGUGAGGUGGAGAAAGUGAAGCUGGACCAGAAGAGGCUGGACCAAGAGCUCGACUUCAUCCUGUCUCAGCAGAAGGAGUUGGAAGACCUGCUGAGCCCACUGGAGGAGUCGGUCAAGGAGCAGAGUGGCACUGUCUACCUGCAGCAUGCCGAUGAGGAGCGUGAGAAAACCUACAAGCUGGCAGAGAAUAUCGAUGCACAGCUAAAGCGCAUGGCCCAAGACCUCAAGGACAUCAUCGAGCACUUGAACACAUCUGGAGGCCCUGCCGACACCAGCGACCCACUGCAGCAGAUCUGCAAGAUCCUCAAUGCGCACAUGGACUCGCUGCAGUGGAUCGACCAGAACUCGGCCCUGUUGCAGAGGAAGGUGGAGGAGGUGACCAAGGUGUGUGAGGGGCGUCGCAAGGAGCAGGAGCGCAGCUUCCGGAUCACAUUCGACUGAGGCGCCAGCCAGCUUCAGGGCCUGUGGGUUCUGAGGGUGUUGGGGGCAGUGGGUGAUGCGCAAAUUAUUGUCUAGUUUUUGGUUGCAAUGAAUACUUGUUUGUUCCUUUCUUCCAAAUGGCUGUGCCGUUGAGAACACUUCUGUGGUUUGACUUUGCAGUAAUGAAAAUGAAAAUAUUCCAGUGCUCUGGUCCAGACGGCCUGGUGGAUGUGGUUUCUUUGUGUAUCUUUUGUGUAUCCCUGACCCGUUUUCACUAUAACCACCACCUACCCCAUCCUUCUUGCUCCAGCCAAGUGCUAGAGAAGUGCUGGAGAAGUUCAUCCAAAACCAUCUGUCUCCCAGCUAGGAUCUGCUUAGGGUCCACUAUGUCCCACACAUAGUCUUAGGUACAGGGAAAAGAGUCUCUGUCCUCGACAAGGCAGCAUCUUGGUGUGAGGUGUGUACCUGUGGAAACUCACCACCUGUACAAAGAAGGGAAUAGUGAAUAGGACUGACCAGGAGAUGUAGAAUUUCAGAGGAAGGACAUGAGUGCAGUGUUAAGACAAGGGUCAGACUUGCACUAGCAGGUCUUGUCUGGCUGACAUGACACCCCAUCCUCCAGGUCUCUUUAUCUUAGGCCUUAUCUCUCCAGAAGCCCUCUCAGCCACCCCAAAGCUGGGUCAGGUGGCUAUCCUGUGGCCCCUAUACCACACAGAGCGUGCAUCUUUGGUAGCACUUGCCACACUGUCUUGUGUAGACUGUUUACUUCUCUGCUUCCCCUUUAGAGUAUGAGCCCCCAUGGGCCGGGACUGUUUCUUGUUCCCUUUUGUGUCUUCACUACAGUCCCUCUCACAUUUUCAAAUUUGAAUGAAUGAACAACGGAGGUGAAACAUGGCAUCAAAUGUUCAGCCCCAAAAUGCCUGCUGAAAUGGCCACAGGGACCAGAGAUGGCCACAGACUUGGUUCAGAACUUGUUGAUGCUGAAGCAAACCUAACUUGUUACAGUGAGAUCCAUGGUGAUGUCCAGAAGACAACCAGUUGUUGCCCAAAUAUCUUUUUGUAUUUGUCUUUAUACUUUGCUGCACUGUCUAUGACUCUAUGUUGCUUUCCUAAAUAAAAUGUAUUGUGGAAGGAAAAAGAUGCCAAUAAUGUGGAUCACUUAGAAAGCUGGGGGAAAAGAGCAGGUUCCAGAAGACUAUAUCAGUUGUGCAGUCUGAGCUGUUUGGGACUCAGAAACCACCAGAACUAGACAAUACAUCAUUGAGGCACACAUACACACAGAGAUGCAAGUCAUGGGUUCCUCUGGUGCUGAGGGCAGAAGGAACACACAUGAGGGAACGUGUGCUGGUGAUGGUCUGGGUUCCAUCUUAGAUACACAUAAAUGUUGAAUUCCCUGCCGUCAUCCCUAAGGCCUUGCUCAGGGAUCACAAGUACCAUCCCUCUCUGCCCACUGGGGCUAGCUGGAGGGUGCUGGUCGUGCUUCAAUGGUGGAGAAUAAAUGAAGCUGGGAUGUGUAUUUGUAUGGGUUGGUUUCCAGAUAUUGGCCCAGCAUUCUGUCUCUGUCCCUAGUUCCAUGGGCAAGAAUGAUGCCAAGUGCUUGGAUCCCACUGCAGGGUGGAGAGUCUGCACCUUCAGCCUCUGCCUCACUAAGCCAUGUUUUUGCCAAGGAAUGCCCAAAGCUUAUUCCCGGAGAUGUAUAGUCUAGUUUCCCAGUCACAAUCAAGUCAUUUCCUUGGACCAUCUUCAGCUUCCAAGAAUAAGUAUCCUAUCCAAGCAGAAGCCAACAGACUGACCCACUUGAUUCUCUCUGAAAGCUCUGCCCCCUGAGCGGAAUCUGAGCCUUGACUAAACUGCAUGACCCACAUCCUCUCCCUGCAGGAAAGAGAAAUGGGGCAGCCUCAAGGCCCCUUAGAAAGUAGAAAGUUGUUUGUAUUUUAUCCACAUUGAUUCAUGCAGCAUCCAGUUUUGGAGCACUUUCUGUAUGCCAGAUCCUGACCUGGCAUUGGAGUCACAAAAAGAAGUGCUUCCUGCCUGACAGAGGUUGUUGGCAGGGGCCAUGCCAUCCUGAUAAAAGAAUUUUUCUUGAGCUUGCAUUUCCAAUGUAUAUAUUUGACCCGUUUUGCAUAUUAAACAUGAAUAAAGCUUAA
This is a messenger RNA of Canis lupus familiaris (dog), 3907 nucleotides long. RefSeq names its product nucleoporin 62 (gene NUP62). Gene Ontology annotation, molecular function: structural constituent of nuclear pore; phospholipid binding. The record is from RefSeq and is a predicted model, not a curated record. NCBI's taxonomy places the organism in Eukaryota, Metazoa, Chordata, Mammalia, Carnivora, Canidae. Bases 198 to 1781 code for a protein of 527 amino acids. Gene Ontology annotation, cellular component: nuclear pore central transport channel; nuclear pore. Gene Ontology annotation, biological process: RNA export from nucleus; protein import into nucleus. The transcript has 2 exons.